Bombina bombina (fire-bellied toad) is the source of this 1748-nucleotide messenger RNA. RefSeq names its product DNA methyltransferase 1 associated protein 1 (gene DMAP1). Gene Ontology annotation, biological process: chromatin remodeling; negative regulation of transcription by RNA polymerase II; DNA repair. The coding region runs from base 155 to 1549 and encodes 464 amino acids. Gene Ontology annotation, molecular function: transcription corepressor activity. Lineage: Eukaryota; Metazoa; Chordata; Amphibia; Anura; Bombinatoridae. The record is from RefSeq and is a predicted model, not a curated record. Gene Ontology annotation, cellular component: NuA4 histone acetyltransferase complex; nucleus; Swr1 complex. The transcript is spliced from 11 exons.
AUUGAGCUCUCACGCACGGAAUUCCCUUUCAGCAACAAGGAUUGUGUUUAGGAAGCAGUUCCUUCAGGACAUUUACUGCAUCUUGAUCUGGGUGGAUCCCGCUCCGUUUACUCUAUUACCUCAUAUCUUUGUGAUUCUCCGUCUAGAUUGAAAAAUGACAACUGGAGCGGAUGUUCGGGAUAUCCUGGAACUCGGAGGGGUGGAGCCAGAGUCCACAGGAAUGAUUAGCAAAAAAGACAUUAUAAAUGCAGAUAAGAGAAAAUCAAAGAAAUCAUCAGAGACCCUCACAUUUAAGAGGCCAGAAGGAAUGCACAGGGAGGUGUAUGCACUGCUGUACUCCGAUAAAAAGGAUGCUCCCCCACUGCUACCCAGUGACACCACACAGGGCUAUCGCACAGUGAAGGCAAAGCUGGGAUGCAAGAAAGUCCGACCCUGGAAGUGGAUGCCGUUCACUAACGCAGCCAGGAAGGAUGGGGCUAUAUUCUACCACUGGAGGCGGGCAUCAGAGGAGGGAAAGGACUACCCCUUUUCCAGGUUUAAUAAGACAGUGCAAGUCCCAGUAUACUCUGAACAAGAGUAUCAGAUGUACUUACAUGACGAUGGUUGGACAAAGGCUGAGACAGACCACAUGUUUGACCUGUGUCGGCGAUUUGACCUUCGCUUUGUUGUCAUUCAUGACCGCUAUGAUCAUCAGCAGUUCAAGAAAAGAUCAGCGGAGGACCUGAAGGAUCGGUACUACAGCAUUUGUGCUAAGCUGGCAAAUAUUCGUGCCACACUAGGGAGUGAGCUGAAAAUACCUGUGUUUGACGCUGGGCAUGAGCGGCGCAGGAAGGAGCAGAUGGAGAGGCUAUACAGCAGGACACCAGAGCAGGUGUCAGAGGAGGAAUAUCUAAUCCAGGAGCUCCGCAAAAUAGAGAGCAGAAAGAAAGAAAGAGAGAAGAAAGCCCAGGACCUACAGAAACUUAUUACUGCGGCUGAUACCACCACUGAGCUGAGGCGGGCAGAGCGAAAGGCGACUAAAAAGAAGCUACCACAGAAGAAGGAAUCUGAAAAACCAAUGGUACCAGAAACUGCUGGAAUCCGGUUCCCAGACUUCAGAUCUGCAGGUGUCACAUUGCGCAGCCAGAGGAUGAAACUGCCAAGCUCAGUCGGACAGAAGAAGAUUAAAGCCCUGGAUCAGAUGCUAACAGAACUCGGAGUAGAUUUGAACCCGAUGCCGACAGAGGAGAUUGUACAGAUGUUUAAUGAGCUGCGGAGCGACCUGGUGCUGCUGUAUGAGCUGAAGCAGGCUUUCUCCAACUGCGAGUACGAGCUGCAGAUGCUGCGCCAUCGAUUUGAAGCCCUUUCUAAGACCGGAAGCUCCAGCACAGGCGCAGUCGGAGAUGGGACGGGAAGUCACAGUCAGGUUAUGGUCAGCAUAGAAGAAAUAAAAACAGAAGUUAAAGAUCCAAUCAUUGAUGUUGUUGGAGCUCCACUAACUCCCAACUCGAGAAAGCGCAGGGAAUCCGCCUCCAGCUCUUCAUCGGUGAAAAAGAUAAAGAAACCCUGAGGCCCAAAUAAAACAGAUAGGGCAAGAUGGGGGGAGUAAAGCAGCUCGUGAGAAGCAACCCAACUGCUGGAUACAAACGGCGAAGUCAAGCGGACUUGUGAUGUUCAUGACGCCCUGCUUCUUAUGUACAUAUUGUUUUAUGUCUGUGUAUAGGUGCAGCUGUACAGUCACAUACGGAACAUUAAACCAGUUUGUUCAA